Messenger RNA from Acaulospora colombiana, 1138 nucleotides. Lineage: Eukaryota; Fungi; Glomeromycota; Glomeromycetes; Diversisporales; Acaulosporaceae. The record is from the annotation of a GenBank genome assembly.
UGAUGACCAAAUCGAUGAUGACUCGGACGCGGAGGUAGAUUACAUGUACUCCCCGUUCGGUCGUCCCCCCUCGAGAUUGGGUCACCGUGUCCUCUCUGCUGCGAGAAAGCAGAGUUCAAACAUAAGACGCAAUAAAAAUCACAUCUCCAUAGAGAGGUUAAAGGUUGAUAACUCAUUCCUAAGGAAUCAGAACGUCAAACUUUCCCUAGAACUUGAACACUCCAGAUCAACCAUUCAGGCCUUGAAAAACAUUGUCAACCAGAAAGAUUUGGUUUUGCAAAAUAUCCGUAACGAGAAUCAAAACGCCAUACUCAAGAUUAGAAUUUUGGAAACCUUGGUGAUGAGCAAGCAUGCAAAGGACGGUAGCAUCAUUCUCAGAAGUGGUGGGGGUGAAAAGGAUGGUGGCAACGUUAUGGUGGUGAAUGAAUCGGACGACAGAGCAAAGGAAUCUGUUGUUGAUUCUGUCCCGAAUAAAGAAUCGCCGUCGCCCAUGAAACAGACUCGUCAAAAGCAAACGAAACAGCCACCGCAGUCCACGUUGGUCACCCCACAACAGCCCUCAUCCAAAUCCUCAACGGAAAAUCCGCCCACCUCUCAACAACCUCAAAUAACAGCCUCGUCAUCCGACCAUCAGAAGCCACAACCAUCCCUAUCACUUUUACCCAAACGACAGAAGCAUCAGAGACGUUGGUCAAUGGAUUUUGGACCUCGCAAUUCACUAGCGAACGAGGAUGGAUCGUCGGAUGAGCUGGAAAUCACGUCUGUGUCCUCGAAUCGUCACACGGUCUCACCUAAUUCUUCAACAAUUUGCGUCAGUGGUCGGCAAUCGACGUCCUCGUCGCGCAAGGUGCCUCGACUAAUUAAACGCAAGACAGGCGACAUCAUCCAAUCAUUGGCGUCAUGUCGUCCCACAAGUACCAAAAACGGAUAUGAUUAUUCUCCACCUGCUACGCCGACGUUGGUCAGAAGUGAUACGAGCGACGAUGAAGAUGGUGAUCAGGGCGAAGAGGAAAUAGAAUGCGAGGAUAUCGACGAAAAGUUGCAAAAACAAAGAAAAUUGGGGCAACGCUUGUUCAACAGGAUAUUCUCGUCAUCGUCUUCUACGACGGCCGCCGCACGUGGACCGUUAAGUUGCUAG